AUGACAUCUACAACCUGGCACGCCCGUAUUAAGCGUCCACCAAAGAUCCUUAAGUGUCUGUACCUCCAUUUCACCAACCCCAACAGAAUUACACAGCAAAUUAGCACUAACAAAAUUAGUCUUCAAUUCCAUAUGAGCCGCAUCCCGAUCCAGAUGACUCUUGAUACUACAGCGCCCAAUUUGAACAGCGAUCAUCUCAAUCGCAAGGGAGAAGAUAUCAGGGCACUCCUGGUAGCUCUCACCCUGUGGAUACCCCCGGAGAAGGAGAGCUUGUUCACGGAGCUGGCCUUGGACGCGAUUCAAGCAGUGGAUACAGCAGUUGUACGCUCUAUUAUCAAUGAUUUCGAGGAGAUACUCGCCUACGGUGGCGGGCGGGAUUUGCUGACCCUGAAGUCGGUGGUAAACUGUGGUUAG
Messenger RNA from Penicillium cataractarum, 414 nucleotides. RefSeq lists its product as uncharacterized. NCBI's taxonomy places the organism in Eukaryota, Fungi, Ascomycota, Eurotiomycetes, Eurotiales, Aspergillaceae. The record is from RefSeq and is a predicted model, not a curated record. The transcript is spliced from 2 exons. The coding region runs from base 1 to 414 and encodes 137 amino acids.